AUGAGUGAUUAAGGAAUAGUUGCGCACCUGAUAGUCCUGCUCAGAAAGGUUAGAGAGAGAGAACUGGGAAAGGGCUGGGCAAAUACCUACCAGAUACUUGGGUUUUCCAAACUCCCACUCUGCUCUACGAGCAAGGCUGCUUCUGAGGGAGAGAAGGGUAUGGGAUACCCAGGGUAAGAUUCACCUGGAGACAAGGGUGAAGGAGCUUCCAAAUUGCCAUGGGCCCUUGUCCCAGUACUCCUCCCCAGCUGCUGCUCUUGCCCGUAUCAGAUCCGUCUCUGAGGUAGAGUGCUCCCCCACCCACAUUAGAUAGAGUCAGAAACAAUUAACAUAUCCCUAACCAGGGUCCAAGCUGCAUCUUGAGUUACACUGUUAAAAAAGGCACACACACAACACCAAACCAAACCGAUUUCUCUCUCUCAGGAACAGCCUGAAAACUUGUGAGAAGGUUUUGAAAUAUGCUGAACAGUUGAAAGGUUUGAAAAUAUACGGACCUAUUUCCUUGCUACGUAUACAUACAAACCCCCACUCUAAAUAGUUGCUUCUUGGGGGCGGUGAAGCCAGGCUCUUCUGUUUGAUAGCCCCAGACAGCGGGUGUGAUUAGGAUACUGCCCUGCCCGCUGAGUGAUGGUGUCAGAGUGCCACACACAUUUAUCCCAGCCGUGUCCACAUCCUCCCCCCCCCCCACCUUUUUAUACAAGCCCCAAAUCUUCCCCUACAACAGAGGCCCUGGUUCAAAAGGCCACUGGAUGUUGUUUCCCAAGAGGCUUUAGAGAAUGAAGACCCAUCUCCCAAGUGCGUGAAUGUACCAGUUGAGUAUGGCAGGGGGAAUGGAGGGAAAUGGGCCUCUCAGCUGCCUGUAGUCAAGGGUCAACUGAAAAGGAAAGAGAAAAGAAUAACCCCUGGCCUUGUCUGAGUUCAGCCCUCCACUGGCUGCUGUGAGGUGGGGUGGCCUAGUCUGGGGUUGUGCACAGCUCAGACAGGGCUUUGUCCUCAGGACUGGCCUGGGAACGCUUUGGCAGACAGGCAGCCAUCACCCCUCAGGGCUCUCCACCUCCUCCCUGGACAUGGGCUGGCACGAAUUCCCCCAGGCUGGGGCUAGUGACAGCUCCCUGCAUGGCUGGUCUCAGAGCAGCACAGUAGGGGGGUUACUGGGCUCCCACAGCUCAGCCCCUCCCUGCUGCUCCACGCACUUUCUUUCACUGGGAUCUUUGUGGCUCUCUCUUGUUCCCUUGCAGCAGGUCUCUGAUCUCCCACACCACCCUCUACAGCACCCGUCUCUGGUGCUGCCAGCGCUGCUCAGCCUCACUGCCCCAUCCUCUCCACCUAGCUGGGUGGGAUAAAAGCAGGUACACAGCCCCUGAGCUCCCCCCGUCUCUGGAACCAAAGUCAGGGGAGCUCUCCCCCCAUGUGCUAGGAGGGUGGGUGUUUACUGCGGGGAGGCUUAUUCCCUGGCAAGUCUGCAUCAGGGCCAGGCCCAAUCUGGCCACAACCAGUGGCUAUCGGGAGCGUCCCCGUUGCUGAACAGCUGCCUGCUUCAUUUUUCAUGUCAGCUACAAUAGGAAUUGGGUUGAAUUUAGAAACGGGGGCAUUGUUCCCCCUGCAUUUAGAAACAUGGUUCUCUCAUGGAGAGGAGGGGAGUGAAAUUAGAACACGAGAUAUUCCCCACCAUAGCAGCUCUCUGGCCAGUGCUGUGCUCAUUGCAGGGGGCUGUGGAGUUUCUACUAGCUCCGUGCUUAAAAUCGAUAGGAGGGCUAGUUAACACUACUGCCUCUGAUGUCAGCACCUCCAUCAGCUGACUGCCCGUAGCUAUGAGACCACAGAGUAAUGCGAGCUUCUUGUUACUUGUAAACAAGCAUACACCAUGUAUUGAAUUUGAGCUUAUUAUCUUAAUUAACCUGCAGUUGGAAAACCAGUGGAAACAUUUCACCACAAGGUAAAAUGACAUUGAAGAUUUUCUGUCAAUUAUGUGUUAGGAGUUGUGUGGCUGGCUAAUAAUAAGGUCUCACAGGUGUCUAGUAACCUUUACCGUUGAUUGUAGAGAGUGCUUUCAGGUGGGUAUUGUUCUUGAUGUGGUUCUUGCGAUUAUCAUAGCUUUUUUGUAUUUAUAAUUUACAGCGGAAAGCUGUUCAAAUGAUAAGAUCACCUGAGAUAAGCAAAGUAAAAUUGCACUAAGCUGUAUUAAAAACAUUUUAACGGUAUAGUACCUGGUAGAUCACUAUCAAAGACUGUCCAUCGCCACUGUAAUGGUGUUACUAGAAUAAAACACUUGUUUUUUUUUAUUGAUUAACUUGAUUGUCACUCAAGCUGGUUUCGUGUAUUAUGCACGAUCAUCAACCUGAGAGUCUGCACUGGGCAGAGGUAACAAGCUCAUUCUCCACAACAUUUAUUUUAAAAAUGACAUUUCUAAUCCCCUGUAAAUUUCACUUUGCUAUUCAGUUAUUUAAGGCACAUGUAGUACUGUUAUUUUUUUUAAAAAAGGGAAAGGGUUGAUUCUGAAUAUUCUCUAUUUAAAAUAGAAGAUUCAAUAGAAAUAAAAUAAUUGUAACUGACUCCAAGAGUCAGAUUUUUAAAAUGAUCACCUACAGCUGCAUUCAAAACUAACCUUUGCACAUACAGAUUGGGUAGAUGAACAUCUGAACUGUCAUGUGCAAAUGCUUGCCUGUGUGCAACCAGUGUAUGCAAAAUUAGUGAGUACAGUUUUGGAGGUGAGUUUGAGGUGGUCUGAAACCAUGAGACAGGCAGCUGAUGAAUAUUUCCCCCAUUUAUCUUAGCUAAUUGUAAGGGUCUUAGUGCAAACUCUAACUUUAGCCACUUGCUGGAGCAUUUCACUGCUAUGCACUAGCAUGAUUUGCGUGGUUUGUGAUGAGAAGAUUAGGUGGAGUGGAAACCUGAGGCUGCAGAAUUAAGCUGGAGCUCUUCUGAGCCUAGCUAGGGUUUUCCCCACAAGCUUUUUGGCGUGCUUGUGUCAGGUCAGGCUGGUCAGACUGCAGGAGCAGCUGUGAAAUGUUUGAUCUUUUCUGCUUCUAGACUUGUCUGUGAGUAGGAAGUGCAACAGCACAAGAAAGUGAAAACUGAUCAAGGGGAAAUAGUACAAUACAAUACAAUAGUAUCUGUUCUUAGUUAAUAUUACUGUAUUGUAGAGAUAAAUCUUGAAUUGUCUGUCUCCUGUGUGUAGCCGAGAAGCCAUGGAGCCUUUUUAUCUGUAUGACAUCAGGGCUGUAACCUCCAACAAAACCAUUGAGAGAAUUAUUUCACCCAUGGCAGCUCAACUUUGUCAUUUAAUGAUCGCAGCUGAGUGGGAAGGGGUGAAUAACGAGCGCCUCGCUGAUUUAGAAAAAGCUGCUGAAGAAUUAGCCAAAGCUACCCAAGAACUUGCUUAUGUUGCAAGAAGGUCGUCUGGCUCCUCCCUAGAGUCAGCAUUCCCAGACCCAUGCUGGUGCUGGCUUACGGUGAUGCGUUUCACUAAAGGCGUGCGUGUGACCUUGUGUACCUGAGAUCAGCAUUCUUCCGCCAGAGUGGCUCAUGAGUACAACGAUGAGCUGCUGGCUGGGGAGAUGCUGCCUGCUGCCGAAUCGCUCCUCACAUCUGGGAAGAGCAUCUUACUGGUGGCCCAGAAACUUCAUAUUCAGCCAGAUGUUCAGAGUCAUCAGAAGGAACUGAUUGAUUCAGCAGAGAGAGUCUUAAUGGAGACUGUAAAGAUCCUCCAGCUUGAAGAUGAUGCUGUAGUGAUGAGGAUUAUCCAGGCUGCUCAUUGGCUUCGGGAUUGCCUGACCACACUUGAGUUCGCAGGAGACGUACCAACUCUGCUGGCUGCUUUCCGUGACUUUUCAGAGUCCUUGCUCCUGCUGAACAAUUUGACAGAAAGACGCAUCCAAGAGCUCAGAGAUUCUCCUCCUCAGGAGUAUUUGGCCCAGACGCUGCAGAUCCUUAGGAAGUGUGUCCCGAUGUUGCAUGCUGCAAAACACAGUCACCUGAAGCACCCCCAGGACCAGCAUGUGAAUGGUUCCAAAAACUACAUUUUCAAUCUGAUGGAUAGCACCAUAAAGGAACUGAUUUCCUUACUGACAAACACCACCAGAAACAAGGAACUACUGGAGAGAAAUGGACUCUUUUCCCAGCACGUGAGCCAGCUGCUGGGCCUCCUGUCCAACACAAACCCUGCUCACCUAGCUGAGGGCGAAUUCAGUUUUCUUGUGGAAACACUGGUCUUCCACUGCAUGCUUUUAGCUAACUCAUCCAGGCCAAGUAUUAAGUUGCAGUUGAUAAAGCACUGCCAUCAUCUCCUAAUGCUCAGGAAAAGCAUUUCCAACCAUGGAAGCAUAAUGGAGGAAUUGCCAGUACAAAGCCAACUAGAAUGCAACCUAGAAGAGAAACGUCAUGCGAUGAGAGUUGAGGUGGAGAUUCUUGAUCAAACAGUGCUCACUGCUGUUUUGUGUCAGAUUCUGGACACUUUCACAGACAUUAACGAACCCCUGAGAAGGUUAAUGGAGGCUGCACUGGAACCUACUACUGGGCAAUAUUCUCCUGCAGGAGAGGAUGGAUUUCUAAGAAAACUUCAGCCUCUUAUUACUGCCUUCUUCGGUCAUGCUCAUCAGAUGCUCAAAGUGGCAAAUUUUGUUCUGGCCAGCUGCACCAAGAUCAAAAUCAUUAAAGAAAUUGAAGAUCGUGUAGACUGUUUAAAUAGACUCCUUGCCACGAUGCCUCUACUCCUUACGGAAAUGAGCAAAGAUCCUAAUAAGAUUCACAUCCAGGAACAACUACAAACCUUCUAUCAAAGAUGGGCUUGGACAACAGAAAGCUUGUUAGCAUGUGUUGACGAAACAAUCAACUUGCCUGAAUUCCUUGAUCUGUCUAUUCAGGAAAUGGCCGAUCACAGAGAGUGUUGUGAACAAGAACUAGAGAGUCAGAACUCUGGAAGAUUUUCAUGGCAUGCCACUCAUAUGACCAGCCGAGCGGCUCGCGUGAUCCAAGUUACUAACAGAUUUGUGGAUAAAGUCAGAGAUCCUAUUUUCAAGAACGGUUUGUUAGUUUUAGUUAAGCAAUUGGAAAUCUCCAUUCUGGAAGUGAAAACUGCUACUAGCCACUGUUUAGGAGGCAUCUCUUUUCUACAAUCUAGAAAUGCAUUUUCAAAGAGAGUAAAGCAUCUGAUGGACUCCACUCGAAAUGUCAGAGAGGGGCUGCAUGAGUCUAACCAUCCAGAUAUUCUUAGUCCACUUCGGGAACAAAUUCGGAGCCUUGACAUUCCAAAAGAGCUGGGAUACUUUUCAGCCCAGGACCAUAUAGAGCUCAGACCACCAGAUGACAUAAAACAAAGCACUACUGACAAUACCGAAUUAGUGGAAGAAUUUUUAAGCGAACGGCUUCCAUCAGCCACCUCUCCUCUUGAGAAGCUUCCAAGAGCAGGUAACUUACACCCGGGAAGAGUGGAUGUACAUCCUGUGAUCAAUGAACUCAUCACUGCAACAAAGAAACAUGACAUUACUGCUGUAAACACUGCUUGCUUUGGUUUACUUGAACUUUCCAACUGUUGUGUAGAUGCAGCUCAGGAAGCCUUACCAAUUGUCAAGUCACCACUGCUGGAAAAGCUGACCCACUACAGAAAGAUAGUUCUAUUAACACCAUCUAUUAUUAGCUUAGCUAGGGAGAUAGGUCCAAACCCAGUUUCCAGAGCAGAUAGACUUCUUCCAACAGCUGUUUUGUUAUCGGAGAAGAUUUGUGAAACUAACCAAUGCCUGGUGGCUGUGGCAGGCUCUUGGUACAGUCUAGUCCAGCAGUUAUUCUGCACAGUAGCUCCAGCUGACUUUCUGAAGAGCAAACAAACUUUGGAUGAGAUAAUGCAGACUUUAGCAAGAGUUGUCCAGCUAGCGGCUGAUGUUGCACAUACAGAUUGUGAAGAGGAGCUCACGAUAGUUCCUAAGAUUCAGGAAAGGUUUAUACGGGUCCAAGCAAAAUUCACAGGUGCUCAGACUAAUACAAAGCAUUUACUUGAAAAGGCCUUGUCUUCUGAUUGCUUCCAUUCUCACCAGGACCAUCUCGAGGGGAUCUGCCUUCUCUGGUCUGUCAGCAUACAGGUGCUCCUGAGUGCUGUGGAUCAGCUCAUAGGACGAGAUGUUUUGUUCUUAGGUGAAUUAAGGAAUACAAUGAAGCACAAGCUUUGCUUGCAGGAUGUCCUGGCAGCUGUAUCCGAGAGCUCUUUGAGAAUACAGGAGGCAGCCCGACUGUCCUAUCUCGCCUGUGCUGAACGCAGUGUGCAGUGUGACAUCCUAGCGCUCCGGGAGGAGGUAAAGGUACUAACUGAAGCUCUCCUGCAAGUGGCGGAUGUUCUGUCUGUCUCCCCAGUGCCUGCUACAAACUUGUCCAUUCGUGCUGAGCUGCUCCAACGAGAGCUUGCUGUUAGAGUGAAAGCACUUCUGCUCCUCCUGACCAGUACCAAUCAGGAGUACACAAGGGUCAUCCAAAACAUCCUCAGACUGGCCUGGCCUCCUGCGCGUGCCCAGGGAGGUGAUAGAGGGAUGCUUAAACAGGCAGGUCAGAUAAUGGCAAAUGUCCAGCUGGUCAAAACCAUCAUAGAAGACACUUUGGAGAACACAGCUCAUCUAAAAAUGCGGGAAAGCCUGCUCUCCCUGACAGACCACCUUCUCCUCCUUACUGCUGAGCUGCUAGGAAGAGCUGGUGAGCAGCUUCAAAGCCAUCAGGACAAGGAGCUGGUCCAGCUAGACUACAUUGCAUGGGAGUGGUCUGCCAACGCUCACUAUGUGGUGACGCAGCUUCAAUCAGUGAAGGACAUUGAUAAGGCCGCCUUGGAGCUCGUUAAGCAGUGUUUACAAAACAGCAAGUCACAUGCUGUUGCAAACCAAUGUCAUGGCAAAACAGAGCUCUCCCCCGCCAAGAUACCCAGCACCAAAUACCAGAAUCACACACACCAAGCCACUUCAGCAGACCCCUGGCCUACCAUGAGUGAAUCGAAAGGCUUAGCUGCCAGGGAUGCAUUUGAAAUCAUGCUCCUGAGUGACUCUCCUAACGACUCCCAUUCCACUAGCAGCGAGCAGGGUAAGGGAGCCGCUCCUGCUGCCCUGCCAGAGGAUGCUGGACAGUGGCAGGACGACAGCAAUAAAAUGCCCCAAGUCACCAAGGAAAUGGCCACUGGGAUGUCUCACAUGGCACGGUUUCUAAAGAGGAAGGGACCGAUAACGACCAAAGAGCAGCUCAUUGCCUGUGCUAGUCAAAUGGCUUCCAAUGGGCAAGUGUUUGUCAGAUUUGGCCACCUGAUUGCAAAGAACUGCCUAGAUGAAAGAUGUGCAACUGAACUGCUGUGUGUCACCGAGCAAAUCCAAACAAUCAGCAACCAGCUCAGAAUUAUUUCCAGGGUAAAAGCAGCAACAGCAGGGAGUAAGUGCUCUGCUGAACUAUUGGUGAACAAUGCACAGAAUCUGUUUCAAGUGGUCCUACAGUCCCUGAAGGCAGCAGAGACCGCGUGCGUCAAAGUAAGUGUGCACUGGUAUAGGUCAAGAUUCUUUCAGAAGGUGAGUUCAAAUAUAUUCACAUUUUUACCCCCAACACUUCUGAAUUCAGGCUGUAACUUUCAGAGAAUUUUAAGGGAGUUCAGUGUCCAAAUCUCACUGGAAGUUGGGCACUUAACUCACUCCCUGAAGAGCCUCUGCAAAUCCCAUCUGGAAUCUGUGUUUGCCUCUCAAAGGUGACCAGGUACCAAUUGUAGCACAGACAUUCCCUGGCAGCUGAUUGCACUGGAGUUCUGUCUUCCUGGGGGAACCAUAAAUGUUCCUUAGCCUGGAUUUGUUGUGUUCUGCAAACCCAUAAUUAGAAUUGCUCACACAACGUGACUAUUGUGGUCAAGUCUCUUAUAAUGGAGACAACUGCUUUCUGGAUCUGCAACCUUUGCUCCUGCCCUGUAUUUACCGUAUUGAAUCAUCCCUCCAAAUAAUGGACCUUCACUGUCACAAAUUCCAAGUUGCCCUCUGAGAUGAGGACUGCCCAGUAAGUACUGGGCCAUAUCUAUAAGGCAAAGCCGUGUAAGUUCAUCAAAGUGCCUUCAGCUUUUGAUUUUGGACAGAAAGGCAGAUAGACAAAAGAAACACACUGCCGUGGAAGUAGAUUUUCAGCUGGGGCUUUAGAGACAGGUGAAGUGUCUCUUAGGCUUUGUCUUGGCUCAGUUAAGUUUCCAUUAAAACUCCCAAGGGCUUCCUAAUGAUGACAACAAGAAAUAACUAAAUACCUUAAAUAAUUGAAUAGAGCAAUCUUUAACUGAGCACGCUCAGAAAACAGGCACUCUUUCAACCAGGCUCUGCUGAUACGACCUAUAAUUUCUGAAAAGUUGUAAAUAUUAAGGCCAGAAGAGACCAUUGCGAAUAUCUAGCCUGACCUGUAUAACACAAGAAACUCGUAACUUCUGGUUCAGCUACAGUGCAUCUUCCAGAAAGAGAUCCACCUUGAUAUAAGGACCCCAGGUGACAGCGAAUCCACCACAUCCCCAGGGAAAAUGUUUCAAUGGCAAUGGUUAUCAUCGGCACUCUUAAAAAAUGUGCAUUUUGUUUCCAGUUUGAAUUUGCUGACUUCAACUUCCAGUCUUUGGUCUACUAGAUUAAGGAGCCUUCUACUAACAGAAAUCAUUCCCAUUUAGGUGCUUAUAGACUCUCUCUCUCUUUGAUAAACUAAAUGGAUUGAGUUCCUUUAGUCUCUCAUUAUAAGGUGCUUUUUCCAGACCAUAAAUCCAUUCUUGCAGCUCUUCUCUGAAUUGUUUUCCAUUUUCCCAACACAUUGUUACUCCUUGUCAACCCAAGUGGUUAAUCAACGUUUUGGGGCCCUGGGGGCAUUCCAGUUGGCAGUAGAAAUUUAUGAUGGAGACUGAUACAUUCUUUGAUGCAGUAUUGUGUAUUGACAAGGAAGUACAUAGUCCUGCUUUUCCAAAUGCAGGAAGAACCAAAAUUUAAAAGUUUCUUAUCUUGCAGGCCAAAGCUUCUUUCAGCCAGCAUCCCUGAUCUCUCCCUAGCUUCUCCCAGGGCCACACCAUGCUUACAGGCUACUGCUUGGCUUUCCUUCCCUGAGUCUGUUUGUUGUCUGCACACCAGCUUGUCCCCCCCACCCCCAAAUAAAACCAACCCCCUCACCCCAAAACAAUACCCAGUUGAACCUUGCCAACAUGGUGCUGCUAGUUUCUGAGUAGACUCCACUAUGCCUUAUUUAGGAACUUAACUUGUCUCUUAUAGCUAUCUCAAAUGUAGGGCACAUUCACACCCAGCAAUUUAAAUGAGGUUUAACCUAACCAACAAGGUUUUACCCAGCUCAUAACUAUACUUUUACAAAGUGUGGAGAACAGAACUGGACACAGUCUCACCAAUGCAGUAUGAAGAGACAGUAUCACCUCUCUACACUUGCUACAUAUUGCCCUAUUUGUACGUGCAAGGAUCGCACUGGCUUUUGUCCCCACAGCAUCAUGCUGGGAAUGCAUGUUCUACAAUAACCUGUAAACCCUCUUCAAUCACUGAUUUCCAGGACAUAGUAUUUUUGGUUCCAAGAUUAUGACUUUGCAUUUGGCUGCAUUAAAACAAAUGCAGCUACUUGGCUACCCCCCAUUUACUAAGCAAUCCAGCUUGCUCUGUAUCAGUGACCUGUCUUCGUUAUUUACCAGCCCACAGAUCUUAGUCAUCUACCGAUUAUUUUCAGCAAUGAUUUUCAUUUCUUCCAAUGAAUUGAUGAAGAUACUGAAUUGCACUGGGCUAAGAAUAAAUCCCUGGGGGCCUCACUAGCUGAUUCCCCAUUAACAACUGUGUUUUCAGAUCUAUCAUUUAGCCUGCUUCUGAUCUAUUUAAUAUGGACAAUGAUUUUGCAGAGUACCAGCUUGUUAAUCAGAAUGUCACACUGUACUAAGUCAAGUGCCUCUUUUCCAUAAAACCAUACAGACUGGCUUUUAUUAUAUUUCCAUCCUUUAACUCUUUAUUGACAGUCCUGUGCCAGCUGUUCCAUUGUUUAGGCUAGGAGAGGUGUCAGGCUAACCAAAAGUUAAUUUGGUUCCCACAUGUAGGCAUCUAGAGGUAGUGUGUUUAGGCCCCUUUGUACUGUAAGAAAUUUUAAACUCCCAUGUCUAUCCACGUAUAUUAUUGUGGGUAAUUAUUUUGCUUCCUUCAAACAGGGUUUGCGAAAGCCAGAUCCUGACUCAGAAGAAGCAGAGGCAGCUGCCUUUUGUAUGCAAUGGAAGAAAAAGCUGUUGAGGCACAGAGUCAAAGAAGCUUU
Molecule: messenger RNA, 10251 nt
Organism: Caretta caretta (loggerhead turtle)
Lineage: Eukaryota; Metazoa; Chordata; Testudines; Cheloniidae
Biological process (GO): cell migration; cell-cell adhesion
Cellular component (GO): catenin complex; adherens junction
Molecular function (GO): actin filament binding; beta-catenin binding
Source: RefSeq, a predicted model, not a curated record